Molecule: messenger RNA, 1323 nt
Organism: Beauveria bassiana ARSEF 2860
Lineage: Eukaryota; Fungi; Ascomycota; Sordariomycetes; Hypocreales; Cordycipitaceae
Product: monooxygenase-like protein
Exons: 7
Coding region: 1-1323 (440 amino acids)
Molecular function (GO): monooxygenase activity
Source: RefSeq, a predicted model, not a curated record
AUGGGUGGCUUGGCGACAGCCAUCUCACUCGCUCGCGUCUCUGGUUUAUCGAAGCUCGAUAUUCAAAUCUACGAGCAAGCUCCAGAACUCGUAGAGAUUGGCGCAAGUAUCGCCCUUAGCCCAAAUGGCAUGCGAACACUAGAGCGCCUAGGUGUACACGAGGCCCUGAGCGACCAUCUUGGCUUCAGAGGCCCAAGCGGAAUACCUCAAAUUUUCCGGCACUGGAAGUCGAAUCAAGUUGUUUCCGUCGACACUCACACCAAUGUCCCUGAUGGCCGCCACCAGACGACAAGGUUUCAUCGCGGCCAUCUGCACGCUGCGCUCCUCGCCCACGUUCCCAGAUCCUCGAUUCACCUCAACAAGAGCAUUGUACGCGCCGAGGCUAGCGAAAAAGAAGCCGUCUUGUUCUUCUCUGACGGCACCGAGGCCCACGGCGACCUUCUAAUUGCCGUUGAUGGCAUCCGAUCGAGAGUCAGGCAGUCUCUACUCCCAGACUAUCAUUUAAAGUUUACCGGCAAGGUUUUUGUACGGUCAACCUUUGAUGCAUCCUUGGUCGAGGGCAAAAUACCCGACUUGCCACUCGACGCCGUUCACUGGUGGGGACCCAGCGAUUCUUUCUUUGCCUCCAGGCUUGGCAAGGGCCAAUAUACUACAGUCGGUGCGUAUCAAGACUCUCGAAGCGGCGAGGAGCUAGACAAGGCAAUCACCUGGAACCAGACUGGCAACGUCGCGUACUUUAGAGAAAAGUACAAGGACUGGAAUCCGGUAGUCAAGCGCCUCGCCGAGCUGACGCCAACCGUACGACUGUUUCCCAACUACGCCGGAUCUGCCCUGUCCACCUGGCUGCCUGCGCCCCGUGUUGCCCUCCUCGGGGACGCGGCGCACACCCACGGCGGCGCAUUUGCCGCCGGAGGGUCUUUGGCACUGGAUGAUGCGCUCGCGCUCGGUCUCGCCCUACGACAUGUUUCCGAGUCGAAAGCAGCGGGCACGGUUCUGCAGCUGGGAGAGGUGCAGCAUGCGUUGACGCUGUAUGAUAGGACGAGACAACCGCACGCCUCGAAGCUGCUGGAUAUUGUCCACGGCGCGCUGGCUAAGAAUCAGUCGAGUCAUGCUUCCGCAGAGGCAGAAGACGAGGCUCUCAUUGCGCGAUUGAAGAAUAGACCAGAUCUUACUUGGCUAUCGGAACAUGACGUGGAGGCUGCAUUUGCAAGGACAGUCCAAGAACUGGCGGGUCAGAAAAAAGAACUUGCAGACGCAACAUCUCAAUUCGAUAAUCAAAAUUUACCUAAGCAGCCUCUGUUUGUCUGCACAACAAGUUUUUAG